UUCAAAUGAGAUUGAGUUGAAAACAUUCACUGAACUAAGUUAUAAAAGUAAGGAAAUCAGGCAUUUGCAUAUCACUGAUAUUUAUUUUUCAAAACAAACAAUAUUCAUGAGAGAAACAAUGUCAUCAUCCAUUUGUCACAUGUUAAUAUCACUUCUUCUUUUUGUUUCUCUGCAACAUACCCUUGCAAUUAAACAGUCCUAUAUUGUAUAUUUAGGAUCACAUUCUUUCGGUUCAAAUCCUUCAUUACUUGAUUCUGAAUCUGUCACAAACUCUCAUUAUGAUUUACUUGGAUCUUACCUUGGAAGUACUGAGAAGGCCAAAGAAGCAAUAUUUUACUCUUACAAUAAAUAUAUUAAUGGCUUUGCUGCAAUACUUGAUGAAGAUGAAGCAAAAGAGAUUGCAAAACAUCCAAAUGUUGUAUCAAUGUUUUUAAGUAAAAGAUAUGAACUACAUACGACCCGAUCGUGGAAUUUCCUUGGGUUAGAGACGGACCGUGGAUUUGCUAACGUUUCAGUAUGGAAAAAAUCAUUGGGUGAAGACAUCAUUAUUGGAAAUUUGGACACUGGUGUUUGGCCGGAAUCAAAGAGUUUUAGUGAUGAAGGGUUUGGGCCAAUUCCAAAGAAAUGGAAAGGAAUUUGUCAAGUUGGCAAAGGAAAUCCAGAUAAAUUUUAUUGCAACAGGAAACUCAUUGGAGCAAAAUAUUUUUAUAAAGGCUAUCAGGAACAUCCCGGACCGGCGAAUGUAACCUUUAAUAGCGCACGCGACUUCGAUGGUCAUGGCACACAUACUUUAUCAACUGCUGGGGGUAAUUUUGUUGCUGGAGCCAAUGUUGUAGGGUUUGGAAAUGGAACAGCAAGUGGCGGAUCACCAAAAGCAAGAGUUGCAAGCUAUAAAGUCUGUUGGGAUGGAUGUGAUGAAGCUGAUAUUUUGGCUGGUUUUGAAGCUGCCAUAAGUGACGGUGUUGAUGUACUUUCUGUGUCCUUGGGUGGAAUUUUUCCACAAUUUGGUUCAGGCAAUGCUAUUUCUGUUGGUUCCUUCCAUGCAAUUGCCAACAACGUCAUUGUUGUGGCUUCUGCAGGAAAUUCAGGACCUUCAACCUCAUCAGUAGUCAAUAUCGAACCAUGGACUAUCACCGUUGCUGCUAGCACAAUUGAUAGAGACUUCACAAGUUAUGUUAUUCUUGGUAACAAAAAAAUAUACAAGGGAGCUAGUCUUUCAGAGUUGGAAUUACCACCUAACAAAUCAUAUCCAUUGAUUGCCUCUGAUUGCAAAGAAGGAACUCUUGCUAAACAAAACGUUAAAGGAAAAAUAGUGGUAUGUCGUCGAGGUGGGAGUGCUAGAGUUGACAUGGGUGUGCAAGCUUCUCUUGCAGGUGCUAUUGGAUUGAUAUUGGCUAACGACAGGGAUUCAGGGGAUGGAGUUAUAGCAGAUCCUCAUGUGCUUCCCGCUACAAAUGUUGGCUUUGCAGAUGGCAAUGCCAUUUUUAAUUACAUCGAUCACAGAAACUCUCCUGUGGCUUACAUUACUAAAGUUAAAACAGAAUUGGGCGUAAAGAACAAUCCAACCAUAAGUUCAUUUUCGUCCAGAGGCCCAAAUAAAUUUUCUCCUACAAUCCUUAAGCCAGACAUCACUGCACCAGGCGUCAACAUAAUUGCAGCGUAUACUCUAGCUAACUCUCCAACGGAACAACCAUCUGAUAAGCGUAGAAUUCCUUUUGUUACAAUGUCAGGCACUUCAAUGUCUUGUCCACAUGUUGCCGGAGUAGUUGGACUAGUUAAAUCUGUUCAUCCUGAUUGGAGUCCAGCUGCUAUCAAGUCAGCAAUCAUGACCACAGCAACAACAAACACCAACAAUGGAGUGCAGAUAUUGGAUUCGUAUUCACUAGAAAAGGCAAAUCCUUUUGAUUAUGGUGCUGGGCACAUUCAACCUAAUCUUGCAGUGGAUCCUGGACUUGUAUAUGACCUUAAUAUUACUGAUUAUUUGAACUACUUAUGUGGUGGUAAAUUCCUUAGUGACGACUUUAAAGCGUUUUACGGAAAGCCUUACACUUGUCCAAAAUCAUUCAGUGUAGAAGAUUUCAAUUAUCCAUCCAUCUCAAUUUAUGCAGCUAACGUUUAUGUAUACAAGUCUUUUAGUGUUACUCGUACGGUUACCAAUGUCGGGCCCCCAAGUGAGUAUAGAGCAAAGAUCGACGAACCUCUACUAUUUCAUGUCACAGUUGAGCCUGAGAUAUUAAGAUUUAAACAUAAGGGUGAGAAAAAAGAGUUCAAGGUUUUAUUCACUUUGAAGCAGCGUAGUUAUGUUAUUAGUGAAUUUGAAUUCGGGAAGUUGACUUGGAGUGAUGGAAAGCAUCAUGUUGGGACUCCAAUUACAAUAUUGUGUAACUUUCUUUUUCUCCCGCUUUCAAUAAUAUAUCAAUGUUGUUUAAAUGUUAUCUUUGAUUUAGGCAAUUCACCUUUCUUUUCUCCACUUUGCAUGAAAUACUAUGUUGCCUUUUUCCUUUCUUUUUAGUUUGUACUAGAUAUUGUUUAUUUUUUACACAAAUUUUAUAUAAAUGCAUCAACUUUUUGCAUUUAUAUCAAAUUUAUAAAAUAAUCAAUAUUAAAUAUUUCAAUUCUCAA
This is a messenger RNA of Lathyrus oleraceus (garden pea), 2622 nucleotides long. RefSeq names its product subtilisin-like protease SBT5.3. The record is from RefSeq and is a predicted model, not a curated record. The transcript is spliced from 11 exons. Gene Ontology annotation, biological process: proteolysis. NCBI's taxonomy places the organism in Eukaryota, Viridiplantae, Streptophyta, Magnoliopsida, Fabales, Fabaceae. Bases 107 to 2512 code for a protein of 801 amino acids. Gene Ontology annotation, molecular function: serine-type endopeptidase activity.